Molecule: messenger RNA, 1806 nt
Organism: Colletotrichum truncatum
Lineage: Eukaryota; Fungi; Ascomycota; Sordariomycetes; Glomerellales; Glomerellaceae
Product: cycloheximide resistance
Biological process (GO): transmembrane transport
Cellular component (GO): plasma membrane
Molecular function (GO): transmembrane transporter activity
Source: RefSeq, a predicted model, not a curated record
AUGAUGGAGAAGGACGUGGAUCAGGGUGACGGCGGUUUGGCUCGUCCAAAAGAGAGCCAUGCCGCGGAGCAUAUGGGUAAUAGAGUGUCGCUUGCGAGGAUGUCAAUCGCCGGACCGCCGCCGCCGCCGCCGCCGAAGGAGAAUGUUCUCCGCCCGAUGACGAGUUCGACCAAGAGGCUUUCCUUCUCAACGACGACGAGUCAACGGAAGAUCAAGUAUGGGACUGGAAAGCACGCUCAGACUGAGCUGAGCCCUCAACCGACUGAUGACCUUGAUGAUCCUCUGAAUUGGCCACAGUGGAAGAAGGAACUGAACUUCUUUGCGAUUCUGAUGACGGUCGGCUUGGUUGGGGGAAUGAAGACAGCAUGUGUCAGCGUCAACAGCGUUCUAGCCGUGCAGUUCAACGUCUCAUAUACAGCCGUCGCCUCGUUGACCGCCGUGCCGCUCGUGAUUUCGUCAUUCACGGGACUUUUCAGUCUGAUGGCAUCCAAGAUCUGGGGUAAAAGGCCGGUGUACCUGGUGUCGAUGGUUCUAAUCUUCAUCGGCGCGAUAUGGAAUAUGGCGGCAGGCGGCAGCUUCGGCCAGUGUAUGGGAGCGCGCGUUUUCCAAGGCCUGGGUUGGGGCGCGUUCGACACUCUUGUCCUUGGCUCUAUCCAGGAUACAUAUUUCGAACACGAGCGCAACACCCGGAUCACAGUUUACAAUAUCCUCUCCGUCGCAACGACUUGGGGUGCGCCGAUCCUCGGCGGCCUCGCCUCGCAGAACGCAGGCCAGUUCACGAUCCAGUUCGCCAUCAUCAACGUCUUCCAGAUCCUCGCCAUUCCACUCCUCGUCUUCGGCGCUCCCGAGACUGCGUUCGAUCGGUGGUUCAGCGGCAGCCCUGCGCCGACUCCUGGGUCUUCGGCGCCGUGGGUGUCUGUGCCGCCGAAGCCGCUCAGCAAGCCGACGAUUGAGGAUGCUAAAGCCUACAUCCGCACGAUGCGCCCCGUCUCUUUCUCUGGUACGAUGGACCUGCGAACGAUCCUCCAGGCACCCCGGGCAUUUGCUGCGCCGACGACUAUCGUGCUCUUUGUCGUCACAUUCUUGCCGUAUUGCUCGUUGUGGGGCCUGACCGAGUCACUUUCACUGCUGUUCUUCCCCAUGCCGUGGAUGCUUCCCGCCUCCUCCUUGGGCGGGUUGAUGGUAGCCCCCUUUAUUCUGGUUGUACUCACCAUCAUGGGAUUCGCAUUCUACCGCAGGCGGCGCCCGAAUUGCUCUCCUUGCGACAUUGUCUGCACCCUGGUUGGGGGCACUGUUCUAGCUGCGGCGGGCAUCCUCGCCUUCGGCUUGAAGACAUUCCACGUCAUGUCCGACGUAGCCGACGUGCCUUCCGCCAUGUUCGCCACCGACGGGGUCGGCACUCAGCUGUCGUUCCCACUCAUAUCUCUACUUCUCGGCUUCCUUGCAGCGGGUGCGAGUGUCCUCGACAUGGCGAUUCGGCCGAUCAUCUGGCGCUCUACGCAAUUCACCUCUUCCAACAUGAACGUCUGUCUCCGCAACGUAGCCGAUAUGGACGCCGGUGUGACCUGCUGGCGCAACCUUUUCGCUGGCAUCUUCGUCAUGACCAUCCCCAACGCCAUCGUCAUGUGGGCUGGGCUAAAGUCGACGGUUGUCGGGCUGGGAGUCUCUCAAAUCAUCAUCGGCCUGGCAGUCUGCAGCGUAUGGUGGUUCUACGACGAUUACGUCAGGGGAUUGGAUGGGAAGGUGAUGGGUCUGGUUGAUUUGAGCAUGUUGAAGAGGACGGGAAGCUUCUUUGAUACGGAUUAA